UGCUGGCUGGGUCCAGCCGAUGACCCGUGUACAUAUCAGUGCAAUCGCCCAGUGUUACUUAAGACCGAGCACUUCAACACUCAAACAUUGGGUGCGACGGACCUUGGCUCUGGCUAGGGUGGGAUAUCUGAACUGUCAAAUCGUCUCCAUGCUGAUGUCGGUUAUGGUAGUGACUGAACAUUGA
Molecule: messenger RNA, 184 nt
Organism: Pyricularia pennisetigena
Lineage: Eukaryota; Fungi; Ascomycota; Sordariomycetes; Magnaporthales; Pyriculariaceae
Exons: 2
Coding region: 20-184 (54 amino acids)
Source: RefSeq, a predicted model, not a curated record